UUCAAGAAGAAUGAGACGUUUAUUCAGGAGAAUUCUUUAAAGCAAAAAAUUUAAGUAUUCUCAAGUGAAACGAGGCUAGUGGAACGUUUAUUAAGCGAGGCGUAGGGAUAUUGUCUGGUUAUUAUCCGUAAAACAGCCACCAAAAAGCGAUGGGGAAGGUACAGGGAUAAAAAAGCAGGUGCCCGUCCAGUAAGAUGUCGUCCCUCUUUCUGCUACUAGAGCUGUUUGUUCUAGUUGCCUUGUUAGAAGGAACAGUCGGGUUGCUGUGUCAUUGCGACAUGUGUAAGGACACAAACUAUACAUGUGUCACAGAUGGGGUUUGUUAUACCUCUGUCCAUCUGUCCACAGGUGGAGAUAUCAAAUAUCAGUACAGCUGUUACGAAAAGAAAAUGCUUCUGCCACUAGGCAAGCCCAUGGUGUGUGAAAAUAAUGAUCAAAUCUUAGACAAGAGCGUCAUACGAUGUUGUAAUGAGUCGGAUAGGUGCAAUUUGCGAAUGGCUCCAACGUUGCAACCCACUUCACCGAUGCCAGACGCUGGCAAAGAUCCUGAUAGCUUCAGCUCUGUGGAGUUGGUGGUGGUGAUAGCAGGACCAGUAUGCUUUGUCUGUGUGUGCCUUAUGAUCACACUGUUAAUCUGCAACCGCCGCCACCCAAACUGUAUGAGGUACCAGCAGCCAGAGCCCGAGAUGGAAACAAUGCUGCCCCCUGGUGACCAGUUGUCAAUCAAAGAAUUGCUGGAUGACUGGACACACUCUGGGUCAGGAUCAGGUUUACCUCUUCUAGUCCAAAGAACCAUAGCACGACAAAUCACCUUACAAGAGAUUAUUGGCAAAGGACGGUUUGGAGAGGUCUGGCGGGGUCGAUGGGGAGGAGAAAAUGUGGCAGUGAAGAUAUUUUCCUCAAGAGAUGAACGCUCUUGGUUUAGAGAAGCAGAAAUUUACCAGACAGUGAUGUUGAGGCAUGAAAACAUUCUGGGUUUUAUAGCAGCUGAUAAUAAAGAUAACGGCACGUGGACUCAGCUCUGGCUUGUGACAGACUACCAUGAGAAUGGUUCAUUAUUUGACUAUCUAAACAGGACAGUAGUUGAUUCCACAGGCAUGAUCAGAUUGUCAUCUUCUAUUGCCAGUGGCCUCUCACAUUUACACAUGGAGAUUGUGGGAACACAAGGGAAACCUGCCAUUGCUCACAGAGAUCUCAAAAGCAAAAAUAUUUUGGUGAAAAGAAAUGCCACAUGUUGUAUAGCAGAUUUAGGUCUUGCUGUGCGCCAUGAUUCUGCCACAGACACAGUGGAUAUAGCUCCCAACAAUAGGGUGGGCACUAAGCGUUACAUGGCACCAGAGGUACUGGAUGAGACUCUCAACAUGAAUCACUUUGAAUCAUUCAAGCGAGCAGACGUCUACUCCCUUGGGUUGGUGCUGUGGGAAAUAGCUAGGAGAUGCUCUGUUGGAGGUAUAUAUGAAGAAUAUCAGCUGCCAUAUUAUGACUUGGUGCCCUCUGAUCCCACUUUGGAUGAGAUGAGGAAAGGCAUUUGUGAGAACAGGAACAGACCAGGCAUACCCAACAGGUGGCAUGGGAAUGAGGCUCUGCGUGUAAUUUCAAAAGUUAUGAAGGAAUGUUGGUAUCACAAUCCUGCAGCCAGAUUGACAGCACUGCGUAUUAAGAAAACUUUGGCUAGUCUAGCAGGACAAGAGGACUUGAAACUGAGGUGUACAUACUAAGUGUAGAUACAAACAGGAAUUAUACUAAUAUGCCACCAGUUGGCAGUUGGGAUUUACUCCCAUGCCACCAGGUGGCAGUAGGAAGUGCAAUGGCAAGAUAAGAUGUGAUCCUCCUUGGGCUUACUACUAUGUAACUUAGUAACAGCCACAUAUUUUUAAAAAUUGAAAAAAAAAUGUUGAGAAUAAUAUAUGUGCUGGUGUUAACCUAGCCUUGCAUUUACUGCAUUGACCAUGGAAACCAAUACUGUUAACACAGUGGAGUUUGUAUUUGGACUUCCUUGGGGCAUUAAAAAGAAGACGACAACAGUCGACAAAGAUGCUGUACA
This is a messenger RNA of Lingula anatina, 2044 nucleotides long. RefSeq names its product TGF-beta receptor type-1. The record is from RefSeq and is a predicted model, not a curated record. Gene Ontology annotation, molecular function: ATP binding; transmembrane receptor protein serine/threonine kinase activity. Gene Ontology annotation, cellular component: signaling receptor complex; plasma membrane. Lineage: Eukaryota; Metazoa; Brachiopoda; Lingulata; Lingulida; Lingulidae. Gene Ontology annotation, biological process: protein phosphorylation; cellular response to growth factor stimulus; cell surface receptor protein serine/threonine kinase signaling pathway.